CCCUCUCUCUCGUUCGUUCCUUCCUCCCCACUAGCCGCCGCCGCCGCCACGCGCGGGCGAAAACCCUAGCCGCCUCAAGGGGAGAGAGAGAGAGAGGGAGAGGGGGCAAUCCGAUCCGAUGGCGUCCGGGGAUGACCAGGCCGCCGCCGCCGCCGCGCUGCUGGGAGGGGACCCGGCCGCGUUCGACGCGCUGCUCUCGACGCUCAUGUCGUCGUCCAACGCCGACCGCGCCGCCGCCGAGGCCGCGUUCCACCGCCUCCGCUCGUCCCACCCGGAGCCGCUCGCGCUCCGCCUCGCGUCGUCGCUGUCGUCGCCCGCCACCCCCGCCGACCUCCGCGCCAUGGCCGCCGUCCUCCUCCGCAAGCUGCUGUCCCCGACGCCCUCCUCCGACGCGUCCAGCGGCGCGGCCGCGGCGCCGCUCUGGCCCCACCUCUCCCCGGCGGGGCAGACCGCGCUCAAGUCGCAUCUCCUCUCGGCGCUCCAGUCCGACCCGCCGAAGCCCAUCGCGAAGAAGGUCUGCGACGCCGUGUCCGAACUCGCCGCGCUUCUCCUGCCGGAGAACGCGUGGGCCGAGCUGCUCCCUUUCCUAUUCCGCGCAGCAUCGGGUCCCGAGGCUCCCAACCUGCAGGAGUCCGCCCUUCUCAUCUUCGCUCGUCUGGCAGAUUACAUCGCUGAAUCUCUCCUCGAUCAUCUGAUGACUAUCCACAACCUGCUCUCCACUGCCCUGGCGCACCCAACAUCUCCUGAUGUGCGCAUCGCUGCAUUGAGUGCUGCGGUUAACCUCGUCCAGUGCUUGCCCACCAACGCCGACCGUGAUAAGAUGCAGGAUUUGCUUCCUGCGAUGAUGAGAGCGCUCACAGAUUGCCUAAACUCUGGUCAGGAGGCCUCUGCACAGGAGGCGCUGGAGCUUCUUGUUGAACUGGCUGGUGCAGAGCCAAGGUUCCUGCGGCGGCAGAUUGGGGAUGUUGUAGGAGCAAUGCUGCAGAUAUCUGAGGCCGCGCAGCUGGAGGACGGGACUAGGCACCUCGCUGUAGAGUUCGUGAUUACUCUUGCUGAGGCGAGGGAGCGUGCACCAGGAAUGAUGCGGCGCCUCCCGCAAUUUGUUGGCAGGCUGUUUGCAGUGCUCAUGCAGAUGUUGCUUGAUGUAGAGGAUGAACCAGCUUGGCACACUGCUGAGACAGAGGAUGAAGAUGCGGGUGAAGGAAACAAUUAUGGAGUAGCACAGGAGUGCCUUGACCGUCUAGCGAUUGCCAUUGGUGGGAAUGCAAUUGUGCCAAUCGCAUCUGAGCUGCUCCCACAGUACCUUUCUGCUCCUGAGUGGCAGAAGCACCAUGCCGCGCUCAUCACACUUGCACAGAUCGCAGAAGGAUGUGCGAAGGUGAUGCUUAAAAAUCUGGAGCAGGUAGUCUCUAUGAUACUGAAUGGAUUCCAACACCCCCAUCCUCGUGUACGGUGGGCUGCAAUCAAUGCCAUUGGUCAGCUAUCUACUGAUUUGGGUCCAGAUCUGCAAGUUCAUUAUCAUCAGCAGGUGCUGCCUGCAUUGGCAAAUGCCAUGGAUGAUUUUCAGAAUCCACGGGUACAGGCACAUGCUGCAUCAGCUAUAUUGAAUUUCAGUGAGAAUUGCACGCCUGAAAUUUUGACACCAUACCUAGAUGGGAUUGUUAACAAAUUACUUGUUCUUCUUCAGAAUGGCAAGCAAAUGGUGCAAGAGGGAGCAUUGACAGCUUUAGCAUCAGUAGCUGAUUCAUCACAGGAGCACUUCAAGAAAUACUAUGACGCAGUGAUGCCAUACCUGAAAGCUAUUUUGAUGAAUGCAACUGAUAAGUCCAAUAGGAUGCUUCGUGCCAAAUCCAUGGAGUGUAUAAGUCUGGUUGGUAUGGCUGUGGGCAAGGAUAAGUUCAGGGAUGACGCAAAGCAGGUCAUGGAAGUACUUAUGAGUUUGCAAGGAACUCCAAUGGAAACCGAUGAUCCGAUAACAAGCUACAUGCUGCAGGCCUGGGCCAGGCUGUGCAAAUGUCUUGGACAAGAUUUUCUUCCUUACAUGAGUGUUGUUAUGCCACCACUGCUUCAGUCUGCUCAGCUGAAGCCUGAUGUCACAAUAACUUCAGCUGAAUCAGAUGAUGAUAUAGAAUCAGAUGAUGAUAGCAUUGAAACAAUCACGCUUGGCGAUAAAAGAAUAGGUAUCCGAACAAGCGUACUAGAAGAGAAAGCAACAGCUUGCAACAUGCUAUGCUGUUAUGCUGAUGAACUCAAGGAGGGGUUCUUCCCAUGGAUUGAUCAGGUUGCUCCUACAUUAGUCCCCCUUCUUAAAUUUUACUUUCAUGAGGAAGUGAGGAGAGCUGCUGUUGCAGCUAUGCCUGAACUGCUACGUUCAGCAAAACUGGCUGUUGAGAAGGGGCAGGCUCCAGGACGUGAUGAAUCUUAUGUUAAACAAUUGUCUGACUACAUAAUUCCAGCUCUUGUUGAAGCAUUGCACAAGGAGCCAGAAACAGAGAUGUGUUCAUCCAUGCUUGAUUCAUUAAAUGAGUGCAUGCAGCUCUCUGGUAGACUCCUUGAUGAAAACCAAGUAAGAGCUGUUUCGGAUGAGAUCAAGAAUGUUAUCAUAGCCAGUGCUACCAGGAAAAGAGAGAGGUCAGAGAGAACAAAGGCAGAAGAUUUUGAUGCGGAUGAAGGAGAACUUCUCAAAGAAGAGAAUGAGCAGGAGGAGGAAGUGUUUGAUCAGGUUGGAGAGUGUCUUGGUACUUUGAUUAAGACCUUUAAAGCUGCUUUUUUGCCUUUCUUUGAUGAACUCUCUGUGUACAUCACACCUAUGUUGGGAAAGGAUAAGACUGCUGAAGAGAGAAGGAUAGCUAUCUGUAUAUUUGAUGAUAUUGCAGAGCAAUGUCGUGAAUCUGCUCUUAAGUAUUAUGAUACAUACCUACCUUUUCUGCUGGAGGCAUCCAAUGAUGAGAACUCAGAUGUCCGACAGGCUGCUGUCUAUGGUGUGGGUGUAUGUGCUGAGUUUGGUGGUCAUGUUUUUCGCCCUUUAGUUGGAGAGGCGUUGUCAAAGCUGAACAACAUUAUCAUGCAUCCUGAAGCAAAGCAUGCAGAUAAUAUUAUGGCAUAUGACAAUGCUGUUUCAGCGCUUGGUAAAAUAUGCCAGUUCCAUCGUGAUAGUAUUGAUGCAGCUCAGAUCAUUCCUGCAUGGCUUGGUUGCUUGCCUAUAAAAGAUGACAAGAUUGAAGCAAAAGUUGUGCACGAUCAGCUUUCCUCAAUGGUGGAGAGAUCGGACACAGAUAUUCUUGGUCCUCAAAGCCAAUAUCUUCCAAAAAUUGUUUCAAUUUUUGCAGAGGUUUUAUGUAAUGGAACAGAACUUGCUACAGAUGAAACCACCAAGCGGAUGGUCAAUCUUUUGAGGCAUUUCCAGCAGACCCUUCCGCCAGAUUUUCUUGCCAAAACAUUUUCCAGCUUGCAACCACAGCAGCAGCUUCUGCUUCAGUCCAUUUUGUCGACAUAGGUUUCUUUUAUUGCUGCAAGUUUAAAUCUUGCUCCUUUUUUGAUAUAUUUCAUCAUUGUUACUGUCAACCAAUUCUUUGUGUUUAAUCAUUUGUGGGUGAGUUCAUUUGUGAAUGCGCAUUGCUGGCUUCAAGGAAUUGGAAGGUUGCCAUUUCAUAUGGUUUUGGUGUAGAGUGUGUAUAUUAUCUUGUAUUCAGAUAUGGUUUUGGGACGUGCUGCAUCAGAGGUUGUAACUGAAAUGGUGAUAUUUGUUGUCAGAUUGAGCUGAACAGAUGCUGCGCCAGUUUUGGUAAUGAAGUUAAAAGUCAUAUUUUUGUGG
This is a messenger RNA of Oryza brachyantha (malo sina), 3814 nucleotides long. RefSeq names its product importin-5. Bases 119 to 3496 code for a protein of 1125 amino acids. Gene Ontology annotation, biological process: protein import into nucleus. Lineage: Eukaryota; Viridiplantae; Streptophyta; Magnoliopsida; Poales; Poaceae. The transcript is spliced from 20 exons. Gene Ontology annotation, cellular component: cytoplasm; nucleus. The record is from RefSeq and is a predicted model, not a curated record. Gene Ontology annotation, molecular function: nuclear import signal receptor activity; small GTPase binding.